Messenger RNA from Miniopterus natalensis, 5419 nucleotides. It is a transcript of the gene BRD3, whose product is annotated as bromodomain containing 3. Gene Ontology annotation, cellular component: nucleus; chromatin. Lineage: Eukaryota; Metazoa; Chordata; Mammalia; Chiroptera; Miniopteridae. Gene Ontology annotation, biological process: regulation of DNA-templated transcription; chromatin remodeling. The record is from RefSeq and is a predicted model, not a curated record.
CCUGGUUGGGCCUGGAAAUGGGAUGUCGAGCCUCUGCGUGGAGCACAGAGGAAGCGAGGGCCUCCCUGAGCCGCUGCUGUGACGGCCAGUGAGUGAGCCGCCGGAGGAUGUCCACCACCACGACGACAGUCACCCCCGCGGGGAUGCCUGUGGCCCCAGGCCCUGUGAACCCGCCCCCGCCAGAGGUCUCCAACCCUGCCAAGCCCGGCCGCAAGACCAACCAGCUGCAGUACAUGCAGAACGUGGUGGUGAAGACACUCUGGAAACACCAGUUCGCCUGGCCCUUCUACCAGCCCGUGGACGCCAUUAAGCUGAACCUGCCCGAUUAUCAUAAAAUAAUAAAAAAUCCAAUGGAUAUGGGGACUAUUAAGAAGAGACUAGAAAAUAAUUAUUAUUGGAGUGCAAGUGAAUGUAUGCAGGACUUCAACACCAUGUUUACAAACUGUUAUAUUUAUAACAAGCCCACAGAUGACAUAGUGCUAAUGGCCCAAGCCUUAGAGAAAAUUUUUCUGCAGAAAGUGGCCCAGAUGCCCCAGGAGGAAGUUGAAUUAUUACCCCCUGCGCCCAAGGGCAAAGGCCGGAAACCGGCUGCGGGAACCCAGAGUGCAGGUACGCAGCAAGUGGCGGCCGUGUCCUCUGUCUCCCCAGCCACCCCCUUUCAGAACGUCCCUCCCACUGUUUCCCAGACGCCCGUCAUUGCUGCCACCCCUGUGCCAACUAUCACUGCAAACGUCACAUCGGUCCCUGUUCCCCCGGCUGCCGCUCCUCCUCCUCCCGCGACACCCAUCAUCCCCGUGGUCCCUCCCACGCCUCCCGUCAUCAAGAAAAAGGGCGUGAAGCGGAAAGCAGACACGACCACGCCCACGACGUCCGCCAUCACCGCCAGCCGGAGCGAGUCACCCCCGCCGCUGUCGGACCCCAAGCAGGCCAAGGUGGUGGCACGGCGGGAGAGUGGGGGCCGGCCCAUCAAGCCACCCAAGAAGGACCUGGAAGACGGCGAGGUGCCCCAGCACGCCGGCAAGAAGGGCAAGCUGUCGGAGCACCUGCGGCACUGUGACAGCAUCCUCAAGGAGCUGCUGUCCAAGAAGCACGCAGCCUACGCCUGGCCUUUCUACAAGCCGGUAGACGCCGAGGCCCUGGAGCUGCACGACUACCACGACAUCAUCAAGCACCCGAUGGACCUCAGCACUGUCAAGAAGAAGAUGGACAGCCGCGAGUACCCAGACGCACAAAGCUUUGCAGCUGACAUCCGGUUAAUGUUCUCCAACUGCUACAAGUACAACCCGCCAGACCACGAGGUGGUGGCCAUGGCCAGGAAGCUGCAGGAUGUGUUUGAGAUGCGGUUUGCCAAGAUGCCGGAUGAGCCGGCGGAGGCUCCCGCACUGCCUGCCCCCGCAGCCCCGGUGGUGAGCAAGGGCACAGAGAGCAGCCGCAGCAGCGAGGAGAGCUCCUCGGACUCGGGUAGCUCGGACUCGGAGGAGGAGCGGGCCACCAGGCUGGCAGAGUUGCAGGAGCAGCUGAAGGCUGUGCACGAGCAGCUGGCCGCCCUGUCUCAGGCCCCCGUGAAUAAGCCAAAGAGGAAGAAGGAGAAGAAGGAGAAGGAGAAGAGAAGGAAGGACAAAGACAAGGACAAGGAGAGGCACAAGGCCAGGGCCGAGGAGGAGAGGAAGGCCAAGGCCGCCCCGCCCGCCAAGCAGGCGCAGCCCAAGAAGGCGCCCACCAAGAAGGCCAACAGCACGACCGUGGCCAGCAGACAGCCGAAGAAGGGUGGCAAGCAGGCUUCGGCCUCCUACGACUCGGAGGAGGAGGAGGAGGGCCUGCCCAUGAGCUACGAUGAGAAGCGCCAGCUGAGCCUGGACAUCAACCGGCUGCCCGGGGAGAAGCUGGGCCGGGUGGUACACAUCAUCCAGUCCCGGGAGCCCUCUCUCAGGGACUCCAACCCCGACGAGAUAGAGAUCGACUUUGAGACUCUGAAACCCACCACUCUGCGGGAGCUCGAGAGAUACGUCAAGUCUUGUUUACAGAAGAAGCAAAGGAAACCGUUCUCGACAAGCGGGAAGAAGCAGGCAGCCAAGUCGAAGGAGGAGUUAGCUCAGGAAAAGAAGAAGGAGCUGGAGAAGCGGCUGCAGGACGUCAGCGGGCAGCUGAGCAACAGGAAGCCCGCCAAGAAAGAGAAAUCGGGCACGGCGCCCCCUGGAGGGCCUUCCCGGCUCAGCAGCAGCAGCUCCUCUGAGUCUGGGAGCAGCAGCUCCAGCGGAUCCAGCUCAGACAGCAGUGACUCGGAGUAAGGAAUCAAGUUGGGCUUGGCCAGCACUCAGCCCCUCCGGUGGCCGCCGCACACGCCGACCUCUGCAGUGUCCCCUCCUACAGUUAAUAUACUACUUCUGUUCAUGGUGUGCAGGUUUCUUUUUAAUCCAGUGUUACGGUAUCUUCCCGUUUUUGCUUUAAUAGGUCAAAGGUCUUUUUUUGUGUAUACACUAGACUUUAUGAGAAGGUGUGAAUCUGCAUAAAGUCUUUUCUUUGCCACUGAAUUUGGUCGCUUGGAGAUGACAACUUCAGAUGCUAACCUGGUAACUAGACAAACACGGAAGAUGUCAUCUGAAUGUUCCUGCAAAACCCCUUUUCUUAUGCCCAACCUGGUCCAGAAAGAAUUUUUUCAAAGGCAGUUUCUCUAAGGUGGUUCUGUAUUUGGAAGCUGUUAGCUUCAUCUCUUGAGCCCUGAGCUCUGACCCUCGUGUCUGAGGGCCACCUCCUCCUGCAGGGGCUGAGGACAGAGGUGCUGAGCUAGACAAGGGGAUCGCCAUGGCUCCCAUCAGAGCUUUGUGGGUGGGGGCAAGCGAGGGUGGGCGUGUGUGGAAGGGGGGAGUGGAGUUUUUCUGAUCUUUGUGAUGUCAGGAGCUCCCGGGAGGGGAUACAGUGGUUGCGUGUGCAGGUUUCCAUACACUGAAACUUUUACCUCAACUUAAAAAAAAGAAAAGAUUAAAAAAAAAAAAAAGGAGACUUUUUUUGUAAGGAUCAGCAAUUUUCUAUGAAAGUCCAGCCCAAUGUGUGUCCCCACCUUGUUGUUAGCGCUCCCGCGGCCGCACACUCCAGAACCAUUUUCCCAAUUUCAUGUAUAUAUGAAUACUUUAUUUAUUAACACCAUUGGUCAUUUUUUUUAAAAAAAGAAGAAAAACAGAACAAAAUAAAUGCAUUAAAACAGUAGCAGAGAUGCAGGCCCCCGUCGUGGUUUGCAGGAGAGCCCAGGUGCUCCAGGUGCUACCCCGUCCCUGCCGGUGCUCAAUCCCGUCUGCGCACCACCCCGGGCCGUCGGGGGGUCGCUCUUUCUGUGUGUGCGUGAGGCUCGGAGACUUGCAGCUAUAGACAGCUUCCCGCUGCAGCACGCUCUGUUUAUUUGGGUGGUUUAGUUGUUUUGUACUCUCUUCUGGUCUCUUUAGGACUGUUUUAAAAGAAACCAAUUUAGGGAACCCCAGUUAUAUAAUAUAAACUUUGUAAUCUGAGAGGAAGAAAUGUAUAGUAAAUCUAAGUCUUGAUUUUUAACUUUCUAUUGUAAAGAAAAUAAUAAUAUACAGAGUUUAACAGAAGGUUAUGUUCUGGUUUUGUUUUUUCCAGAGGCUCCCAUACGGCCUUUUGAGUGCAGGGAUGCCCUCCACUGCCUGCCUAGGUUCUGAGCAUUGUGGCUCCGGCCAAGAAUGCACGGUCAGUUGGCCUUCCUGGCCCUGACCUCCAGAUGGGAGCCCCUCACCUCCCGGCCUCCAAGGGAGGCGCUGUGGCCCCCACUGCCCUAUGCCGUCUUCCAGCCACCAGCAGUGGCCUGGCCGCUCUCCAGGGGUGGAAGAACCUCUGGCCCCAGGAGGGUCCCUCCCUGACAGCUACACAGGGCUCCCUGCUCAAGCAUUUUCCAUGUAGCAGAAAUGGCUGAAACGGCAUUCUCCCAGACAUCCCUGUGAGCAGUUCACUGAGGUGGGUGCUGGAGGUGGAGCCGUGGGUGCUGAUCUGCCUGGAUAGGGGGACUAGUCAGCAGUAUCGUUAAUAGGUGGCGAUUUUUAAAAAAUCAUAACAUUGAUUCAGAUUGCAUCAGCCUUAUGGCUGUGGGUACCCUGAUGGAUCUAGAGCUCUGAUGAGCGAGUGGAUGGUGGAGUACCAUUUUUCUUACUGCUGGUGAUCCUGACACUUGGUGAGUUUUGAGCCAGCUUGUUAAACUUUUAAGUUUUGUUUAUAAUAAAAAUAUAAGUGGAUUUUAAACUUGAUGUUUUUUAAAGUUACCCUUGUUUUUCAAAGGUGUUUUCUAAACAGGUCUUUAGUGGCAUAUUUAAACUAUGACUCUAAGGAAUCAGUACCCGACAGCUCGACAGGUCUUACAGCAGGAUCUCAUCGGCAUAUGCAACCUGUGCGCACCCGGUAACCAGCAGACGCCGGUGUGGCGCUUGGGGGGCCUCCCGUGGAGCGCCUGUCCAGCGUGGGGAGCGAAGGGUCACCGUGUGAGCCGAUAGGGAGAGAAGCACCUGGCCCUAGAGUUGAGCACAGUGGGAGUGUUCGGAGCUCUUACUUGUCCCCUGGUUCCAUGAGAGAGGGUGGGUUCUCGGACCUCUCUUCCCCUCGCCCAGACGGAAACCAGUGGCGUAGCUCCCUACUGAGCAGUUGUGGUUCAUUGGUGCUGCAGUUUCUAAGGCUUUCUGUCCAGACUUCACAACUGAUUUCUCUUCGGUCUGGGGGCACCUCCUCCACCCUCGAGCUCGUGGGUGUCGGUCAUUUCCGUUUCUCUGUACUGGGAAGACUGCAGCUGGACAAGCAGAGUGGCUCCAGUGCCGAGAACUGCAGGGCAGCGUUCCUGAGCUUUUCUCAAGGGGACAGAGUGGUGCGUUAAGUAGGUUGGCCACGUGUAGGGAAUGGCUUUGGAAACACACCUGGUGACCGUGACCGUGACCUCGACCGCAUGGGCCACAGGGGCAGGCUGUGGUGUGCUCGUCCUGGGUGGCAGGACGUCAUCUUGCUUACACACUGUAAGAUACGUUUUCUUUUUGUUUUGGUUUGUUCUUUUGCGUCUUUUACAGUCAUUUGGGGAAAAGCAGCCCCCGCGAUAUGGAUUCGUCGCGUCCAGAGUAGGGCUGCCCCUUAAUACGCGUAACACUUCCAGGAAGUUUUCCUUUUUAUAUUUAAAAUGUUACUUUUCUGUAUGACGUGCAUGCAAGUUUACCGUAACUUUUCUUAAACUUUUUAGUGCCGUUUCUAGUAUAUUCCUGUAAAUGUCAGUUACUGAAAAUGAGUCCAAUGUAAGUAGUUUUAGCUUGUUUAUUGCAAUGCUGGCCUCAACACAACAGAAUAAAAAUGGUAGAAAGUACUCUUUGAUGUUUCUGGUAAUCAUGGACCCUUCUCCUGGGGCAUUUGUUUUGUUUUCAUAAUAAAAGCAAAAAAAAAA